AUGGCUUUGAAACGUAUACACAAGGAGCUGGCCGAUUUGACUAAAGAUCCGCCCACAAACUGCAGUGCCGGACCUGUUGGCGAUGAUAUGUUUCACUGGCAAGCAACUAUAAUGGGUCCUCAUAACAGCCUUUACCAGAACGGAGUAUAUUUUUUAAACAUCCAUUUCCCGAGUGAUUAUCCAUUUAAACCUCCCAAGGUUGCUUUCACAACAAAAGUGUACCACCCAAACAUCAAUAACAACGGUGCCAUAUGUCUCGAUAUUUUGAAAGACCAGUGGAGUCCAGCUUUAACGAUAUCGAAAGUGCUACUGUCAAUAUCAUCACUGCUAACUGAUCCAAAUCCAGACGAUCCAUUGGUUCCGGAGAUAGCGCAGCUUUAUAAGCAGAAUCGCAAGCUUUACGAAUCCACUGUCAGGGAAUGGGUCCAGAAGUACGCAACAUAA
Messenger RNA from Theileria orientalis strain Shintoku, 444 nucleotides. Its product is annotated as ubiquitin carrier protein. Gene Ontology annotation, cellular component: nucleus. Bases 1 to 444 code for a protein of 147 amino acids. Lineage: Eukaryota; Apicomplexa; Aconoidasida; Piroplasmida; Theileriidae. Gene Ontology annotation, biological process: protein polyubiquitination. Gene Ontology annotation, molecular function: ubiquitin conjugating enzyme activity. The record is from RefSeq and is a predicted model, not a curated record. The transcript is spliced from 5 exons.